Molecule: messenger RNA, 498 nt
Organism: Geodia barretti
Lineage: Eukaryota; Metazoa; Porifera; Demospongiae; Tetractinellida; Geodiidae
Source: the annotation of a GenBank genome assembly
AUGUGCUUCCCGACCGGGAAUCGCUGCAACGGAUGCUGGACGCGGCCGUGUGGGCGCCCGAACCAUCGCCUCACCAACCCCUGGCGGUUUUUCGUGCUGGAAAAGGGCGGCGAGAAACGGGCCGAGGUGGCGCAAUUGGCUUACGACAACCUGUUCGGGCGGAGCGGCAACCACGAAAACGCCGACGGCAGCCGCCAGCGAGUCCUGGACGCGCCGGCGCUGGUCUACGUUUACAGCGUACCCGCCGACAGCGACGAAAUGACCCAGGAGAACUACGCCGCGGCGUGCUGUGCGGUGCAAAACCUGCUACUGGCUGGCGUGGCUGAGGGCCUGGCGGGCGACUGGAGCACGGGUAACACCACGAAACAUCCGCAGCUGGCGGAAACGCUGGGCGGGGAACCCGACUGGGCGAUGGUGGGGGCGCUGUUCAUCGGACAGCCGUCACGCCCGUCGGCCUCGGUGCGGGCGCCGGCGGACGAGGUUACGGCCUGGCUGUAG